GAACAUUGGUUUUGACAUUCCCCGUGAAUGACAGACGGAAAACGGAAGUUGACUGGCGGCCGCUUAAGCUAGUACUACCAUCGGCGCAGCGCCCGAAUUUGACAGCCUUUUUACUCUCGGCGAGUGUAUGGAAAUAGACGUGUAAAAUGAAGUUGAACGUAUCGUUUCCCGCUACCGGGGCCCAGAAGACCUUCGAGGUCAUGGACGACCACAAGCUGCGUCACUUCUACGACAAGCGUAUGGGCGCCGAAAUCACCGCUGACCAUCUCGGAGACGAGUGGAAGGGAUACGUCUUCAAGAUUGCCGGAGGAAACGACAAGCAGGGUUUCCCCAUGAAGCAGGGCGUCCUGACCAACACCCGUGUCCGUCUGCUGCUGAAGAAGGGCCACUCUUGCUAUCGCCCACGUCGUACCGGAGAGCGCAAGCGUAAGUCGGUUCGCGGUUGCAUCGUUGACCAGAACCUGUCUGCCCUGGCCCUGAUCGUCGUCAAGAAGGGCGAGAAGGACAUUCCCGGACUGACCGACACCACUGUUCCCCGUCGCCUGGGACCUAAGCGCGCCAGCAACAUCCGCAAGUUGUACAACUUGACCAAGGAGGAUGAUGUCCGCCAGUUCGUCGUGAAACGCCCACUCCCGGAGAAGGAUGGCAAGAAGGCCCGCACCAAGGCACCCAAGAUCCAGCGUCUGAUCACUCCGGUUGUGCUGCAGCGCAAGAGGCAUCGUCUGGCAAUCAAGAAGCGCCGUGUCGAGUCCCGCAAGGAAGCCGAAGCCGAAUACAUGAAGAUCCUGCACCUGCGUCGUCGUCAGGAACGUAUCCGUCGUCGGUCCCGUCUGUCCUCGAUGCGUGACUCGCGCAGCUCCGUCGGUGAGGAACGCGACAAGGAGAAGGAGAAGGCCGCUGCUAAGGCUGCCAAGAAGGUCGCCAAGAAGGAGGCCAAGAAGGAAGUAAAGAAGGUCACUGAGGCCGCCAAGAAGGCUGACGCCAAGGCCAAGACCAAGGCUGAACCGAAGAAGGCAGAAAAGAAGGCCGAAACCGGUAAGAAGACCGCCGGAGACAAGAAGGAGAAGAAGGUCGAGAAGAAGGCUGCGCCAGCCGUCGCCAAGAAGGAAGCGCCCAAGAGGAAACCGGAAGCCGCCAAGGGUGAUGCCAGUGCGGCCAAGAAGGAGAAGAAACAAAAGAAGAAGUAAAUAACACUCUACUUCGCUAGCGGGGCGCUUUCCUUUGUAAUUUAAUCUUAAUGAUAACCACAAAAAUACAGAGUUAAGAAACUAAUGAUGGCUGCAUUGAGCGGAUUAUCUUAUUCCUGUGUUUUUUUUAGGGAUUCUCGUUGUCGGAUCGAAGCUGUAUUGAAUAGUAACUAGAAAGCUGAAAAUGCACUGAAUCGCUUCAA
Molecule: messenger RNA, 1390 nt
Organism: Aedes aegypti (yellow fever mosquito)
Lineage: Eukaryota; Metazoa; Arthropoda; Insecta; Diptera; Culicidae
Gene: RpS6
Product: 40S ribosomal protein S6
Exons: 3
Coding region: 147-1187 (346 amino acids)
Biological process (GO): translation
Cellular component (GO): ribosome
Molecular function (GO): structural constituent of ribosome
Source: RefSeq, a predicted model, not a curated record